GAGCAGAAGGAGCAGCAGGAGAGGCUGCGGGAGGCCGCGGCCUUGGGGGACAUUCGGGAGGUGCAGAAACUGGUGGAGAGCGGGGUGGAUGUGAACUCCCAAAAUGAGGUCAACGGCUGGACCUGUUUACACUGGGCAUGUAAACGCAAUCAUGGUCAGGUGGUCACUUACUUGUUAAAAUCAGGAGCUGACAAAGAGAUUCUUACCUCAAAGGGAGAAAUGCCAGUCCAGUUAACAUCAAGGAGAGAAAUCAGGAGGAUUAUGGGAGUGGAAGAUGAUGAUGAUGACGGCAACCUCCCCCAGCUCAAGGAGUCAGAACCACCCUUUGUUCCCAACUAUCUGGCCAACCCAGCUUUCCCUUUUAUCUACACCUCUGUGGCAGAGGAUUCAGCCCCGCUGCAGAAUGGGGGCCCCUCCACACCUCCUGCAUCACCCCCUGCAGAUGGCGAGCCUCCAUUGCUGCCCUCUGGGGCCUUUCCACGGGACCACACCUCUUUGGCACUGGUUCAGAACGGGGAUGUGUCUGCCCCCGCUGCUAUACUCAGAACACCAGAAAGCACAAAACCGGGUCCUGUUUGUCAGCCACCAGUGAGUCAGAGUCGCUCACUCUUCUCUUCUGUCUCAUCCAAGCCACCAGUGUCUCUGGAGCCUCAAAAUGGGACGCACACAGGACCAACGCCAGCAUUCCAGCCAUUUUUCUUCACUGGAGCAUUUCCAUUUAAUAUGCAAGAGCUGGUACUCAAGGUGAGGAUUCAGAACCCAUCUCUUCGAGAAAAUGAUUUCAUUGAAAUUGAACUGGACCGACAGGAACUCACCUACCAAGAAUUGCUCAGAGUGAGUUGCUGUGAGCUGGGUGUUAAUCCAGAUCAAGUGGAGAAGAUCAGAAAGUUACCCAAUACUUUGGAUAAAGAUGUUGCUCGACUCCAAGAUUUCCAAGAGCUGGAACUGGUUCUAAUGAUAAGUGAAAAUAAUUUUCUAUUCAGAAAUGCUGCAUCCACACUGACUGAAAGGCCUUGCUACAACAGGAGAGCUUCAAAACUGACUUACUAAUGCAGCAGGGACUUUUAUCACUGAGUAUUGUGACAGUGUGCGUUGCCUCUGGGCCAAGGACAAACCAUUGAUCUGAAUGCCUUGGAUGCCCAGGAGGGGCCCUAGUGCCACUGAGUAGUAUACACUAACAUCUUUCUGCCAAGGUAGGAAGCCCCUGACCCCCAAGCAGCGGUGCCACUAUUCCAAGCCUCUUGGUGCACAAUAAACCUAUUGCUCAAAGCCGUGAACAGCUGAGAAGUGGUCUGGAGAGGCAGAAGCCGACGGUUCUCUAUCCAGUGUGUUUUAUGUGCAGCAUGUAAGAGAAUUGUCUAAGCAGAAGCUGAGAGAGAGCAGAGCCUAUUUCUAGCCACUCCUGUUGACAGUGCACCUGAAGAGCCAGGAUGCGCUUUUCUUGGUGUUGCAUGCUCACAACUCUCCUAAAACAUGAAGUGACUAGAGAGGAAAACUAGUGAAAGCACAGGUACUGAACAAAUGGGUUUAAGGUGACUUAUGGCUGUGAGGUUUCAUAUAACCUAUUUAUAAGUGUUACUCAGGUUCAAAGUAUUUAAGAAUACAGUUACCUAAUUGUAAAUAUGCUGUUAACCAAAAGAGCUUCCCCUCCCCCAUUUUUUCCUUUGUAAACACUCAUGACUGCUUCUCUGUCUCCAGUGGGCUGUUGCCUAGACAGUCAUCUCUGCAUUAACUCCCCUCCAUCACUAGAGGGCUCUCCGAUGCUUUCCAAGAGAGCAAGUGCUUUUUUUUUUAUAACUGAAGCAAUUUCUAUCAUCUCUGUGUUUAAUUGCACCAUGAGAGAAGAGCACAAACAUUGCCUGUCCAAUGUUCUCCACUUUCAUUUUUCCACUAGAAAUGAAAAACAAUUUUUGAGACUGAAUCUGUUGCUAUUUUAAAGGUUAUUGUGGGAAACUGAGCUAAAGGAGUUAGCAUCUUUAUUUUUGUAUCAAAGAUAAAGGUUAUUUUGAAAUUAUUAGGAUUUUUACACAACUCUGAAAUCUGUUGCUUUUGUAAACAAAUUGUUUGAUCGUAGGGAUCCCCCACUACUCGCACUAAUCCACUUAACGAAGUCCAUUGUGAGUCUACCAGGCUUUGUUCUGUAAAAAAGAAACACACCUGAUUAAACUCUUGAGCAUGGCAAAGAAUUUUUUUAAAAGAAUGCAUUCAAGGAUUCUUUUCCUUUCCUCAGUGUCAUUAUCAUUAAUGUUAAAAGAAAAGCCACUGUCUUGUUGAAACAAACAGCUUAACUCUAGAAAUAAGAACGAGCACACUUAGAAGAGCAGGGGUUUGAAGCCAGCUGUUGAAGAGCAUCCCUGUUGUCUUAAGAAGCUUUUUCCCCAUAGUGCCUAGUUUCCAAAGAAACUUAACUUCCUAACUGUGUUAAUUUUAUUGGAACACGACUGAGAGAGCACGUGCAGAAGAUGCCAGUGGAAGAGAAUGUGGUGCUAAGAUGACAGCCUCCUGCUGCUGCCCAAAUGCUGAGUUGAGCUGGAGGUGUUCUCACGGCCAGCUUCAUGGAGUCACUGUUCAGUGGUUUACCCAUAUUCCAAUUACUGAUGGUGACUACUUACCCUUGUACAGUGUUUGCAUAGCAGGGUAAAGGUUACUUAUUAUUCCCUUUCUCUAAAGUACUUUAAAGAAACCUCCCCUGUGUUUCACUGAACCAGAAGCUAGUUUCUCUAAACGUAGUAACCAUUUUUUCCCUUUAAAAAAAGUUACAUUUAACUGAUAAAGUGGAUGCUAGUUCUAUCCUGGAGGAAAUAAAUUCAAUAUUAAUUCAUGCCUAAAUUACUAAGGUUAAAACUCUUCCAGCCAUCAGAUCAAUUAGAGACCCUCGAGCAGUAGAGGCCCUUGACUGGGAGGUGGCCUACAGAGCAGCAGCUCCAGGGCAAAAGAAACAGGGAGCCAGAGGUUUGGUGUCCCAGGUUAGAGAUGGGCCCUACAUGGUUCUCUCUCCUGCUUUAUAAAGUCCUCUGUGGUCAAGUAACUACUAUGUGUGGCAGGCAGUAGGAUAAGACUACACAGUUGCUGGUAGGUGAGUUUAAAGUCUUAAUCUAUGCAUUCAGAGAAAUAUUUUUAUAUGCUUUGUGUAAUUUAUAACAAAGAUUUUUUUUAAGCUGUUAACUGUGAAUUCACCCCUCCUCCUCCACUGCGUAUCUAAAGCAUGUGUUCACACCGUGCGUAAAUAUUCACGGAAGAUUUUUUCUUUGUGCAUUGCUGACUGUUCAAAUAUAACAAGUAUUAUUAAAAUUAAAUAUUAACUGA
This is a messenger RNA of Pteropus alecto (black flying fox), 3306 nucleotides long. Its product is annotated as ankyrin repeat domain-containing protein 40. The coding region runs from base 220 to 1050 and encodes 276 amino acids. NCBI's taxonomy places the organism in Eukaryota, Metazoa, Chordata, Mammalia, Chiroptera, Pteropodidae. The record is from RefSeq and is a predicted model, not a curated record. The transcript is spliced from 5 exons.